UUUUGAUUUCUCACUAACAAGACAUUGAAGGAUAUGUCUACCCAAAAAACAUCUCCACAAACAAAUAAAGACGUAGAAGGUUUGAAAGAUUUGCCUCCAAACUCAUUUAUUCGCAAAUACUCUUAUGGUGACAUGGGUGGAAUGUCCAAGGAAUAUCACGCUCCUGUUAAACAAUUGGUUGAACUGGGACAUCCAGAGGCUUUAGGUUUGGCUGGAUUUGCAGCUACUGACUUCAUGUUGAGCUGCAUCAAUGCUUCACUUUUACCUAGUUCUCUCACUAAUAGCAUAAUAGCCUUGGCAUUCUUUUACGGCGGUAGUGCUCAACUUAUAGCUGGCAUUCUUACCUUUAUCAAGCAAAACACUUUUGGAGGUGUUGCAUUUUGCAGUUAUGGUGCUUUCUGGCUAACCUUUGGUGUCCUCAUUACUUUAGAAGCAGAAUAUGGUUCAAAGUUGCUGAGUGAAACGGACUAUACAACUGCUUUAGGAUUUAUUUUAGUAUGUUACACAAUAUUCAAUACUUACUUGUUCGUUGCAACGAUGGCACAUAACAUACAACUCUAUAUCAUUUUUCUUAAAAUGCAGUUGGUAUUGGUAGAUAUGCACUUUUUUGGUGUAAUAAGCUCUAUUCCAGGAGGUGUUAUGGGAAUGUUGUGCUCUAUUAGUGCCUGGGUUUUAUCAGCCACCAUAGUGAUAAAUGAUAGCUUCGGAACUACAGUAAUACCAAAUCCUGAGCUAAAAGAGCUUCCAGUCUUUCGUAAUUGGCUUAAGAUGAUCAAAAAUGGAAAGUAACAGCUAUCUGUGUUCGUAUUCCAGUGACAACAAGCACUCAUUUCUCCAAAUAAAUUUGUGACUCAUAUUUUAUUUGUGAAAAUCAGACAAGACACACUUAGGUCAUGAUGCCCGAGCUAUCAUUUGUUGACC
Messenger RNA from Galdieria sulphuraria, 921 nucleotides. RefSeq names its product putative acetate transporter. The coding region runs from base 34 to 789 and encodes 251 amino acids. Gene Ontology annotation, cellular component: plasma membrane. NCBI's taxonomy places the organism in Eukaryota, Rhodophyta, Bangiophyceae, Galdieriales, Galdieriaceae. The transcript is spliced from 2 exons. The record is from RefSeq and is a predicted model, not a curated record. Gene Ontology annotation, molecular function: acetate transmembrane transporter activity.